AUGCCUCCAAAAUUCGACCCAACAGAAGUUAAAUUUCUUUACUUGAGAGCCGUAGGUGGUGAAGUUGGUGCUUCGUCAGCAUUGGCACCAAAGAUUGGUCCAUUAGGGUUGUCACCAAAAAAGGUUGGUGAAGAUAUUGCCAAGGCUACUAAAGAUUUCAAAGGUAUUAAAGUUACCGUGCAAUUAAGGAUUCAAAACAGACAAGCUACCGCAUCAGUUGUUCCAUCAGCCUCUUCAUUAGUCAUCACUGCAUUAAAAGAGCCAGUAAGAGACAGGAAAAAGGAAAAGAAUGUUAAACACUCAGGUAACAUUCCAUUAGACGAAAUCUUUGAGAUUGCUAGAAAGAUGCAAGAAAAAUCAUUUGGUAAGAAUUUGGCUUCCGUGACUAAAGAAAUCUUGGGUACUGCCCAAUCUGUGGGAUGCCGUGUUGAUGGUAAAAACCCACACGAUAUCAUUGACGCUAUAAAUGCUGGAGAAAUUGAUGUACCUGCAAACUAG
This is a messenger RNA of Lodderomyces oxycetoniae, 498 nucleotides long. It is a transcript of the gene RPL12, whose product is annotated as 60S ribosomal protein uL11. The transcript has a single exon. Gene Ontology annotation, molecular function: large ribosomal subunit rRNA binding; structural constituent of ribosome. Gene Ontology annotation, cellular component: ribosome; cytosolic large ribosomal subunit. The record is from RefSeq and is a predicted model, not a curated record. Lineage: Eukaryota; Fungi; Ascomycota; Pichiomycetes; Serinales; Debaryomycetaceae. The coding region runs from base 1 to 498 and encodes 165 amino acids. Gene Ontology annotation, biological process: translation.